Messenger RNA from Microthlaspi erraticum, 273 nucleotides. The record is from the annotation of a GenBank genome assembly. Lineage: Eukaryota; Viridiplantae; Streptophyta; Magnoliopsida; Brassicales; Brassicaceae.
AUGAAUUCGAAAUUGAUCGAGACAAAAGAAGAAGCUAAAAGGAGGGCUUCUCUGAUGGCAAGAGCUUCCGCUGCUAGUGGGGACAGAACCGAGCCUUCCACUUUACUGCAUGCAACUACUCCUUCAGAUCGGUCUUUGAAGAUCGAUGGUGCUUUUGACGGUGCUUCCGGCCGUUCUGCCGCCGCUCCCACCGCCGCCGAUGAUCGUGAUGGGAAUCCCGGUGGUGCUAAUGCUAAUGCUUAUAUACUUAGCCAUCUAUUAUCCUGCUCUUAA